Messenger RNA from Hydra vulgaris (swiftwater hydra), 1416 nucleotides. NCBI's taxonomy places the organism in Eukaryota, Metazoa, Cnidaria, Hydrozoa, Anthoathecata, Hydridae. The record is from RefSeq and is a predicted model, not a curated record.
UAUUAAAGUAUGCCUAAAGUCAUAUCACGCAGUAUUAUUGUUUCCGAUUCACGUGACAAAGAAGAAUAUACAGAUACUAAUGAAUCAUUAGUUCCAUAUUUUUGUUUGUGUGGACAGGUUGCUCUUAUCUUAGAUUGUGAUUUGGAUAAAUUACCGCUGAGGCCUUUAGAUGAUUCUCGAGUUGUAGAUGGAAACCAUCAUGCACACAAAUUGCGUUGUGAAGAAAGUGAGAUUGUUUAUAUAAAAAGAGAAAAAGGUCUUGAAAAGCAGCAUCGCUACAAAUGUAAAAGAUGCGGCUUGCUUCUUUUUUAUCGCCAUGAAAAGAAAACUAAAGUUACAUUUAUUGUAGAUGGAGCAAUUGCAAAAGCAAAAGCUGAUCCUUCUGACCCUGCACCACUUGCAAAGCCAGUACCAAAAAAAAAAAAAAUUAUGGUGAAGAAACACACAAAAGAAAUGGGCAAGUUUGGUUCAGUGACAGUGUCUACUGUGGAUGAAGAAGAAGAAGAAGUUGAAGCAGCGGAAAUAGCUUCAUCAUAUGCUCAGAAUGCGCGAAUAAUAUCUGCACAAUUAGAAAAAAGAAAAACAGCCCAACAACGGGCUGUAGAUACAGAACUUGCAGUUAACAAAGCUAAGAAGCCUCGUGGUACUCUUAUUGACCAAUAAGCAGUUGCUAGGCAGAAACUAGAUGUUUGUAAAUUUCAUCAUUAAAGUUAAUGUUUACAUAGUAAAAUAGACAGAUCAAAAGUUUGCAUCCUUACAACAAAUCUCUACAUCGAAACUUUAACAUAUAUUUAUGUUAUUGAGACAAACACUAUGGUGUUAACUAAAAUGUGUCAAAGAACAAAACAAUUUAAUGAAAUAUAUUCAAUAAAUGAAAAUAAAAUAAUUAAUAUGUAUUAUGAUAAUAAAUAGAAAAUAUGUUAUACAUAAUUGUGAUCAAUUAUUAAUAACAGAUUCUUUUUAAAGCCAUUAUCUUCUUGAUGAUUGUGUAGGAUAGAUAAUUUGAAGUUACUUUUAACAACCUUUAUCCAGAAAAUUGAUUUUUUCAUAUUUGAGAUAAGCUUACUUACACACACGGUAGAAUUAUCAAACUUUUUUUACUUUCAUACCAACAUCCUAAUUUGUUUCCAGUAUGAGCAUACAAAAGUUUACAAUAUGUACCAUUCUUAAAAGUAAUUUUAAACACUAAAAAUCCUAGUUUUACUACUUUUAACUACUUUGCUUUGAACUCGCUAGGUUUAAAUCUGUAAACUUUGAAUGUGUGUGUAUGUGUAUGUAUGUGUACUUUUUAAUGUGUGUGUAUGUGUAUGUAUGUGUACUUUUUAAUGUGUGUGUACGUGUGUACUUUAGUUUUUCAUUUAAUUUUUAAAAUAUUUUUGAUCUAAAAAUGCAUGAAUAUAUAUUAUUUAUUAUCAA